Metarhizium album ARSEF 1941 is the source of this 222-nucleotide messenger RNA. Its product is annotated as putative protein family SERF. NCBI's taxonomy places the organism in Eukaryota, Fungi, Ascomycota, Sordariomycetes, Hypocreales, Clavicipitaceae. The coding region runs from base 1 to 222 and encodes 73 amino acids. The record is from RefSeq and is a predicted model, not a curated record. The transcript is spliced from 4 exons.
AUGGGCAACGGAGCCAAGGCGCAGCAGAAGCGCGAGCGCAACGCCAAGGACAGCAAAGUUGCCAAAUCGCAGCUCAAAGUCAACCAGCAGGCCAUGAAUAUUCAAUGCCAGGUCUGCAAGGCUACCUUCCUGUCCACCACCAAGGGCCCUGCGCUGCAAGAACAUGCUACCAACAAGCAUAGCAAGGACAUCGGCGCCUGCUUCCCCGGAAAGACUCUAUAG